Molecule: messenger RNA, 2381 nt
Organism: Varroa destructor (honeybee mite)
Lineage: Eukaryota; Metazoa; Arthropoda; Arachnida; Mesostigmata; Varroidae
Product: acetylcholinesterase-1-like
Biological process (GO): acetylcholine catabolic process; choline metabolic process
Cellular component (GO): plasma membrane
Molecular function (GO): acetylcholinesterase activity
Source: RefSeq, a predicted model, not a curated record
AUGACUUUGUACGACAACCCAAAUGUAGGAAAUCCAUUGAGGCAAGAAGAUAUUUCACUUUACGCAUCCGGGAAUCCGCCAUUUGUAAAAACGCGACUAGGAGGAAUCUAUGGGAUUCGAAAGGAAUAUCUAGGCCGUUAUGUUGAUGCCUUUCUGGGUAUACCAUAUGCGCAACCGCCGCUCGGUCCACUUCGGCUCAAGGCGCCUGAACCCAUAUAUGCUUGGGAGACUCCAAUAAACGCCACUGAAUUUGGGCCUGCCUGCAGACAGUGGAGUGACGCAUGGCCAAUCCAUUUGACCCGGGGCGCAAGCUCUUGUUCCGAAGACUGCCUCUAUUUAAAUGUUUGGACACCUUCGGAAAAGAGUGACAAGAAACGACCCGUCAUGGCUUAUAUUCACGGGGGCGAUUUUCUGCUUGGGUCAGCGUCAUGGCCAGACUAUGAAGGCGGUCUGAUGUCUGCUUUUGGAGACGUCAUUGUGACGUCAAUGAACUAUCGUCUAGGCAAACUUGGCUUCCUCGACGCCAAGAGCCGCAGCGCACCCGGUAACCAAGGUCUGCUUGAUCAAAAUUUGGCCCUCAAAUGGAUCCACGACAACAUCGCCGUCUUUGGCGGCGAUCACGAGCAGAUAACCCUAUUUGGGAACGAUGCGGGCGCGGCAUCCGUCGGGUUACACAUUCUCUCACCGUUGAGUGCCGGACUCUUCAAGAGAGCAAUUCUCCAAAGUGGCAGCGCCUUCUGGAAGCUUAGACAAACCACGCUCGACAUCGGACACUUCCCUUUGGGUACUCAGGGCAACGGGAAAAUAACCGAUUGUUCAUCUUUUCCGCGCGAAAGUCGCUUUGCGAAUCGGCCAAUUCCACCGCACCGGGACGGACAGACCCUAAGAAGCUUCUCCUUUGACGACGGAGUCUAUAAAGGUCUGGACUACGGCGAGAUUUCAGCAGCUCGCGGAGGAGAAGAGGCAGCUAAUUUAAUUGGGCCAACGUACGAUAACGAGUUCUUGCCGCUUAACCCACAUAUGUCGGCUGCAAUGGGCCUGUUCAACGAUGUCGAAGUACUUAUCGGUUCAAAUAACAAUGAAGGCGCAUGGGAGUUUAUGAAAGCAAACCACUGGAAAAAUUUCACCGACGGUGACAACUUCAAAGCCAUCAACUUACUGAAGUUUAUCAAAAAUUUCUUCGAAGAGUUCCGCUUCCGGAACCUUAUCGGUGCCAAGGCAACCGAGGGUAUUUACUAUUACUUUGCUUCAAACCUGCGAGGCAACGAUGUCCAGCACAAUCGACAGUUCGCCUUUGACUUCAUCGGUGAUUUCGUUCACACCUGUCCGUUGACCUAUUUCGCGGAGGCCCUCGCUGACCGAAAUGUUUCUGUCAACUACUACAGAUUCGCGCACUCGUCUCAGCGUCGAACGCUACCCUCCGCUUGGCCUCUAUGGGUUGGAGCAAGCCAUAUGGAUGAGAUCCCGUUUGUCUUCGGUGCACCGCUCAUACAAUCAUCAGCAUAUUCGACCUCGGAGAGAGACUUGAGCGCCUCGAUAAUGGAUGCCUGGACAUCAUUCGCUAAGACGGGGAAACCAGUAACCCCAAAGGGACAAACUUGGCCGCGCUUCUCGAGGAAGCAUCCGGAUUACUUGCGAAUUUCGACGCAAGGAUUCAGUCAUCGCGAUUCUCCAUCCAAGGACAACUGUAACUUUUGGAGGACGUUCCACAAUUUCAAUAUGUGGCAACAUGCCAGCACAAUGGAUUAGUUUUAUCUUUUCAAACAUGUCGGGCCUAACUAUCAAUUACGUCUCCUUGGGCCCUGCGUGUAUCGCGGAGAAACGAGUAUCGGUAUCAGUCUAUAGGUUUCGAUAUUGAUUUAUGUCAAAGCAGCGAGGCUCAUGUACUUGUGACUUCGAAUUGCAAAUUAUUUUAAACAGAUUAUCAAAGGGAAAUCGUCUCUCAGGAACGUAUCGAUGAGCUAUGAAGGAUGAAGUUUUGAAAAACUUUUUACACGAUAGUAUAAUUGCAUAAAGAAAAUAUCGCAAGUUGAAGCGGCGUCAUAACACUAAUUGCGUUAAAUUGUUGGUAUAGAUAAGGCAGCCUGAAAUACCCUAGCGGUCUAGAUGUCCCGACUCCACCUUUCUUAAGCACUGUCGCCCGCUUAAGAGAUGCGUUUAAGCGUACAAUUUCAACGGUUGAAAACACGGUUGUGUUGGAUACGUUUCAAUGAAAUUCAAGAUGGGUUUAUCUAUUUUGUGUUACAUGCACAAGCGUAGCAUAGAUGGAAUGCAUACUCGUAACUGCCAGAUUUCAAUCAACCCUGCUCGUAUUUUUGGAAAAAAAUACCAUAUACGCAGUAUUUAUUAAGCCACAAUAUUUAUUAAUAAAAAUCAUAACA